AUGGACUAUACGGUCCUUGACCCCAACUUCAAGCCCGGCCCAAAGAACGGCCAUCUCUCGGGAAAAGACCCAAACUACGCUGCAGUUGAGCAAGUCACCGACGAUGCACUGCGGCCGAUGUGGGGUGGCGACGUCCCCAUGGACAAGUUCAAAGAGGCAUGGGCAACGGCACCGCCAGCAAUCCCAGACAACUGCCCUGUAGCCGGUAAGGAUGUACUGCUAUCAAAGACCAAGGUUCCUGUCAGAGACGGCACGACGAUUGAGAUCAAGAUCUACAAGUCACCGAAGGUGCAACCUAAUGCGGCAUUGGUUUUUCGCAUGCACGGUGGAGGAUGGACGGUCGGCGCGCACGAGACGGAAGAAGCCGAGAACUUAUACUUCGGUGCCAUACCAAAUGUUGUGGUUGUCAGUGUUGACUAUCGGAUGGCACCAGAAUACCCGUUUCCGUACCCAGUCGAUGAUUCGUGGGAUGUCUUGAAAUGGUGUAAGUCAAAUUCGUCGGCCUUGGGGGUCCACCCGGAGAAAAUCAUCCUGGCAGGGAACAGUGGUGGCGGCAACUUGGCUGCAUGCAUAGCUAUCAAAGCGAGAAACGAAGGCCUAUCGGGGAUUGUGGCACAGAGUCUGGUGUUCCCUGUGACCUGUCACCCUAAGUAUUUCUCGCAGGUACCAAGUAAGGAGGACUACGAGCUGCUCAGCUAUAUUCAGAAUUACAAUGCCGGUAUUGUGAAUAGCUAUCGGAUGGAGUUCUUCUGGGACUGCUAUUUGGGGACGGAUCCGAAGCCUGAUCCAAGGCAUUCACCGCUGCUCCAUCAAGUCCAUGAUCUCAAGGGUCUCCCGCCAGCUCUGGUCCAGGCGGCCGGUCUUGACCCGUUGCGAGACGAGGCCAUCGCGUAUGCGGCGGCACUUGAGGCUGCCGGAAACACGGUGGAUCUUGCCACGUACCAGGGCCUGCCGCAUUGCUUCUACAUGCUUACUGGUUUCCAGAAGACCGCAGAGUAUUUUGAACGGACCAUCGCCUUCGUCAAGAAACAUGCAGACGCGGAGCCUGGACAGCCCCGAAGUAAGUUGUAG
Messenger RNA from Neoarthrinium moseri, 1071 nucleotides. RefSeq lists its product as uncharacterized. Gene Ontology annotation, molecular function: hydrolase activity. The transcript is spliced from 5 exons. Lineage: Eukaryota; Fungi; Ascomycota; Sordariomycetes; Amphisphaeriales; Apiosporaceae. The coding region runs from base 1 to 1071 and encodes 356 amino acids. The record is from RefSeq and is a predicted model, not a curated record.